Molecule: messenger RNA, 2604 nt
Organism: Carya illinoinensis
Lineage: Eukaryota; Viridiplantae; Streptophyta; Magnoliopsida; Fagales; Juglandaceae
Exons: 2
Coding region: 1865-2335 (156 amino acids)
Molecular function (GO): zinc ion binding
Source: RefSeq, a predicted model, not a curated record
UACACGCCGUCCACGUGGCACGAUUAAUGAAACGGUGCGUUGCGCACCGCAUCGAGGAUGACACCGGGGCUUAUCGUUUUGCCUCCCCUCUUCCUUCACGUACAGAGUGAGGAUGAAAUUAGGGCUAGACGGCUGCCUCCACACUUAUCUCCUUCACGUUCAGCGAAACCCAUUUGAGUGCGAAUGCCAAUUCAAAACCAGAAAUAAAUCCAUUGAAACCAGGUCUACCCAUUCCAAGUCGUGCGAAACCCAUUUGAAAACCAGAAAUUUCAAUAGAUCUAGCAGUCGUGCGAAACCCAUUUGAAAAAACCAGAAAUUUCACCAUUGAAACCAGUCGUGCGAAACCCAUUUGGAAAAACCAGAAAUUUAACCAUUGAAACCAGUCGUUGGAAACCCAUUUCAAAACCAGAAAUUUCAAUAGAUCUACCAGGUCGUGCGAAACCCAUUUGAAACCAGAAAUCUCACCAUUGAAACCUGUUCGUGCGAAACCCAUUUCAAAACCAGAUAUGUGGUGCACCUUCACGCUGCAGAAAACACCCAUUUGAAGGCAGGUCGUGCGAAACCGAUUGGUCAGCGAGCGAAGAAAUUUACCUCACUUUCGCACUUCUCUCGUCGGCGAUUCCAGACGCCUUGCGUCCAUUGUCGAGGUACGCGUUGUCAACUUGGUCUUCCUACUGUUUAGAAGUUCAUCUUCUUUUGCAUUUCGAGAAUCCCAGUAGAUUUUUGAAGGUGCAGGGUUCCGAAAAUGUUGAACUCGGGAAACGAUUUGAGUGUGGUCUGUAUUGUCCCCAUUAUUAUGGAAAUCACCAGAUCUUGUCCCAAGAAAAAGAAUUUGGGCCUAGUUGAAGCAUUAUAUUGCUCUGCUGAAGAGGUCACAAAAACAAUUUUGCUAAUUUCAGUUUUGCCCGUGAUUAGUAGGUUUGGCUUUAUUGGAAGAAGAAUAAUCUUGUUCAAUGCCUUGUUAGAACUUAUAAACUUCAGAAUUUUGAUGACACAAAGUGAAGUUGUCCUUGAAUCCUAGCCUGAUGGCUUGGAUGAUUUUAAGAUUUGGGGUAGAUUUGGGUACACAUUAUAUUAGAAGAGAAAUUUUUAGGAAUUAGGAACCCAAUUUUUAAGACAUUAAUGCAAAACAUGAACGUAGUGGGCUGAGGAUGAUGAAGAAGAGGCGUUGCAUGUGAGACCUAUAUUGUUCAUGCAAGUUGGCACAUUAAUUUGGUGAAUUGGGUGUGGAAGUUUUAAUUGGAGAAGUUAUUCUUGUAGCUGCCGAUAUUAUUGUUUAUUCUGGUGUUAAGCUUAUGUCUAGUUUGGGGUGAUAUACUUUGGAGUUGGCUUACUCUAAUUGAUAUCAUUGUUGGGAUGAAAUAAAAAUAUGAGUAAAUUGAAUAAUACUACUCAUCAAUAUUAUUAUCUUUUCAUCAUCUCAUAAUAUAAAAUUAACACUGUAUGAGAAGAUGACUAAAAAAGCAUGAAUAGAUUUUUUUAAUAUAAAGUAUAAAAUUAAAAUUAUUUUUAGAGAAAUUAUAUUGGUUGAUUGUAAAAUAGGAUAGGAGGAGUAUGUAAAUGAAUUUUACAUAAGAGAUUGGACAAUCAUAAGUUGAAAAUAAAUACUCACAGCCGGAUGUUCAUUCCCACGCACAGAUGUGAGAUAGUUUAACAAGCAUUCAUAGACUGACCGAGAGAAAUUUUUCAUCUAAUUUUGUAGCUUUGCCUUUGUCUCCUAUAAUCUAAUUUUGUAUUCUUUUUUCCAUGCCUCAAAACUGAGCCCCUGCUUUUCGAAGUUCAUAAUUGGGAUUUACAACAGAAGCUGACUGUUGUAGUUUGAUCUCUACUAGAGCUCUGGCAUCAUUGUUUAAAGUCUGAGAAUAUGUCAUCAUCGACGACAACGUCUUCUUCAUCUCUUGCCAAACAAAAGAGGGGUCAUCCGAAAUGCUUCUGUGAGAUUGAAGCCCAACUGAGAUACUCAAAUACGCAACAUAAUCCAGGACGACCCUUCUUAAGUUGUCCAAAGUACAACAAAGAGGGAUUACCAUAUUGUAAGUAUUUCAAAUGGGUAGAUGGCCAUGAAUACCCACUGUCGGACCCAAGUGAAACUCACACUGAAAUUUCCAGCAAGGAGAAGGAGCUGAAGAAAAAACUGGUCGAUAUUGAGAAGAUCAUUAUUGAUUUGCGGCGAAGAGUAGACGACUUCGAGUUCAUACUAUCCAAUAGAAAUGAGGAGUUACUGAAAGAGUUGGUGGCUGUUGUACGUGAAGCAGAAAUAAGACGUUCACGCAUAUUAGUCCGUGGGUUUUGGGCUUUAGCAUUUGUUCUAGCAUAUUACUUGGUGGUUAUGUAGUAAUUUCAGAUUAGUGUUAGAAUUUAGUUGCUGCUGUAUAUUAGACUGAGUACUUCAUAUAUUAGUGAAACUUGUGAACCAUGUUUGCCACUGCACCUGAAACAUGGUUCUCUUACAAGUGUGCCAUGCAUUUUUUGUCAUCCAUUUCUUGUAUUGCAUGGAAAUGAUUAUGUGGUGGAUGUUGUAGUUAUGUCAAAACUGUAAUUAUUUUGUAUUACUGAAUGAUUAUGUGGAAAUGAUUCAUGCGGCCAGUGGGAUUUUAAGAUCAA